Molecule: messenger RNA, 1899 nt
Organism: Arachis ipaensis
Lineage: Eukaryota; Viridiplantae; Streptophyta; Magnoliopsida; Fabales; Fabaceae
Product: protein FAR1-RELATED SEQUENCE 5-like
Molecular function (GO): zinc ion binding
Source: RefSeq, a predicted model, not a curated record
AUGGAGUUCAACCGUAUGUUCGACAUUGAAGGUCAAAACUCUGAUGCAGGCAGUUCAGAUGAUUGUUCCGGACAUUAUCUUGGUACUGACAACGAAUACGAUGACGUGGAGGGCUUUGAGCCCCGAGGUGGUCCCGAAGCAGGGGAAAAAAGUGUCGGGGAUGCUAACAAUUGCAGGGGGUCUAGCGGUGCAAAUGACGUGGCAGGCGGUGCCCCAAGCUGGCAAGUCUUGGUGGAUGACUUCUUGGGUAAAGAGUUUGCAACGGAGGAGGAUGCUUAUGCUGCGUACAAGGAGUUUGCCAAAUUUAGGGGUUUUGGAGUCCGAAAGGGAGAUGUAGCUCGGGUUAACGGGGUUUUGGUCAGAAGAGACUUUUUUUGCCAUCGACAAGGGACAAGACAUCCUAAGCAUUAUGACCGUCCUGAGCGAGUAAGGGAGGAGAGGCUUGAGAGCCAGAUGGAUUGUAAGGAAAAGUUGAAGAUUUACUAUGAUAUGCAACACAACGUGUGGAAGGGGCAAAGGGUUGCGCGAAUAUGCGAUUGUGAUGCAGCCAUUGUUAUUAAAAUUGGACCGGACCAGUCGUUUGGGAUCGCAACUUCGAAAAUAAUAGCUUACAUGGUUGGGCAGUCUGGUGGGUAUGGCAUGCUUCGAUUUACGAAAUGGGAUUUGUAUAAUUAUGUACAUGGGCAAAGGGUUGUGCGAAUAUGUGAUAGUGAUGCAGCCAUUGUUAUUAAAACCGGACUGGAUCGACCAACUGGUAAACCGGACCCUAUACUGGCAUUCGAUUCCACGUAUCAUUCUAACAAGUACAAGAAGCCGUCGGUGGUUUUCUCUGAUUCAAAUAACCACAAACAGACAUCCAUAUUCGGGUUUGCGCUACUGGAGGAUGAAGAGGUUCAAACUUACCGGUGGGUGUUGUUGAACCUGCUGGAUGUUAUGGGACAGAAGAAGCCCUAUGUAGUGGUGACGAAUGGGGACAAGGCAAUGCAUGCUGCAAUUGCGGAGGUGAUGCCAGCCGCAACAUAUAGACUGUGCGGUUGGCACCUAGAGAAGAAUUGCAUCCAAAGGGUGAAGGAUACGGAAUUUCGCAAGGUUUUUAAGAAAGCUCUAUAUGCAAAUUUUGAAAUCAGCGACUUUGAGGAGUAUUGGAAGACAUCGGUUGAUUCGCUUGGCCUACUUGAUAAUGGUUGGGUUCAUAGCACAUACGAAACUGGAGAAAGCUGGGCAAUGGCCUACCUGAGGGGGACCUUCUGUGCGGGUUACAUGACAGCUUCAAGAUGUGAAGGGAUAAAUGAUUUUAUUAAGGGUUUUCUUAAAUUAACUGAUAGCAUUUUAGAACUUGUACACAAUUUAGACCAGGUUGUAAAAGACUACCAGAAUAAUGAAGUAACAGCCCAAUUCUAUUUCACAUAUUAUACUCCGGUGCUAACGACCGGCCUUGAUUCGACCGAGCUAUUUGCAUCAAAGGUGUAUACACAAGCAGUUUUUAGAGAAGUAAAGAAACAGAUUAAGGGUGUGGCGAUGUUAUUGUUUCGGGGCAGGGACAGCAUUAGCACUACUAGUGUAUACCAAUUCUCAAAAAUGGGAAAACCUAACAAAACACACAAGGUGUUGUAUGAUCCAAACGAGAAAAAGAUUGAGUGUGAGUGUUCAAUGUGGAACAGUGAUGGAAUUUUCUGUAGUCAUAUCUUUUGUGUGAUGAAGUACGAGGGAUUGGAACAAAUCCUGGAGGGUCUUAUUCUGAGCAGGUGGUGCAAGGAUCCAAAGGAUUGGAGGUCGAAUCCCCCCCAAGUCACAGAUGACCAUCAAGGACACUUGCUUCGAUAUGGUCCCCUUAGUGGGUUAAUGAGUUUGGUUGCCAAACUUGGUGCCGAAGAUGCCGGCGGAGUUUGUUGUGGCUAG